CUUCGGGAGCGGAGCCGGCGAGCGAGCGGCGGCGGGGCCCAUGGCAGUGGAGUGGGGGCUGGAGAGGGCACCGGACGGGAUCCAGAAUGCUCCAAGGCUACAGCAGUGUGUCCCAGGCCUUGCUGGGGACCUUCUUCACCUGGGGGAUGACGGCGGCUGGGGCAGCUCUCGUGUUCAUAUUCUCUAGUGGGCAGAGGCGGAUCUUAGAUGGCAGUCUCGGCUUUGCUGCAGGGGUCAUGUUAGCGGCCUCCUAUUGGUCCCUGCUGGCCCCAGCGGUUGAGAUGGCCACAUCCUCUGGGGGCUUUGGUGCCUUUGCCUUCUUCCCGGUGGCUGUGGGCUUCACCCUUGGAGCUGCAUUUGUCUACUUGGCUGACCUCCUGAUGCCUCAGCUGGGUGCAGCAGAAGACCCCCAGACGGCCCUGGCGCUGACCUUGGACCCUGUGUUGAUGAAGAAGUCUGAUGCCGAGGGUCCCAGGCUGCUCUUCCCCGCGAGUGAACUCUCCAUCCGGAUAGGUAGAGCUGGGCUCCUUUCAGACAAGAGCGAGAACGGCGAGGCCUACCAGAGGAAGAAGGCGGCGGCUGACCUGCCCGGGCCGGCGGGCCCUGCUGUCCCCGCGCCUCCCCGAGGGAGCCCGGCCCCGCCCAGUGGCAGCAGCUGGCGGAGGAUCACGCUGCUCAUCCUGGCCAUCACCGUCCACAACGUCCCAGAGGGCCUCGCCGUCGGAGUCGGCUUCGGAGCUGUAGAGAAGACAGCGUCCGCCACCUUCGAGAGUGCCAGGAACUUGGCCAUCGGAAUCGGGAUCCAGAACUUCCCCGAGGGCCUCGCGGUCAGCCUUCCCUUGCGAGGGGCUGGCUUCUCCACCUGGAGAGCCUUCUGGUAUGGGCAGCUGAGUGGCAUGGUGGAGCCCCUGGCCGGGCUCUUCGGGGCCUUCGCCGUGGUUCUGGCUGAGCCCAUCCUGCCCUACGCCCUGGCCUUCGCCGCUGGCGCCAUGGUCUACGUGGUCAUGGAUGACAUCAUCCCCGAAGCCCAGAUCAGUGGGAAUGGGAAACUGGCGUCCUGGGCCUCCAUCCUGGGGUUUGUGGUGAUGAUGUCACUGGACGUGGGCCUGGGCUAGCGCUGAAGAGCCUCGGACCCCAGGACCGGCCGCACGGGGACACGGCCACGCUUGGCUUCCACGGGACCACGGACUCUCUUCACGUUGAAACAUUUGCUUUCUCUCAUCUCACUUUUCCUGAUUGACGCUGAUCAUACGACGAUUUACACUUUUCUUUUGAGGGGGAUACUGGUUUUAGUUUUGGAAUUUCAAGGUGUUGGAUUUUUGUUUGGCCGCGAGUGGAAUCUCUCUUCAGUGGGAUUAGAGUCCAGGGAGAUCUCUGCUCUCAGACCUCCAGUCUCUCUUGCUAGACUCAGUGACAGCCCCCCCACGGUCACCUGCAGAAGCAAGCUACCCGAGAAGUCUCCUGAACGCGUGUGCCUAGCGACUCAGAACAGAACGACCGGGACACCUCUCGUCUGUCCCUCCUGAUCUGCGACUGGACGUUGCGGACACAGCCGCCCACUACUCUGCAAGGCCAGCCAGCCCAGAAAGACUUACCUUCCUCGGCCUCCCCGGCGGAGAUGCUGAAUGGGAUGGGGGCAUAGCAGGGGAGAAGAUCAGCUAGUCUCUCUCUCUCCCCCCCUUUUAUCCCCCCCAAAGAUUGACAUUUUGAAAUUAAGGGAAUUAGGGAAUUUUGACAACUGUGAACACACAGUGAGCCUGUGAAAAAAAGAGACUGUAGCUUUGGUCAGAGACCCCUGUUCUCUGUUGAUUCCAAGAGCACGGCGUUUGCCAUGGUUUCCAAAUCCCCGUGACAUUUAUUUUGAUAAGUAUAUAGCCUUCAUUUUUCUAAGAGAUUUGGGGACACCAGCCAACUGCUAGGACCCAUGUCCUUCAUUUAUCUGUGGACAGACCCACUUAAGCUAACUUUAGUGAAAGGAAGACGUUUGGCCUCUGCGAUGGGUCCUUCUCUGCUGGCCAUUCGGUCACCUGUAACCUGACCCAGGUCUCUUAAGCCACGGCAAGCUCGGCUGGAGUUUGGCCAGAGCGCUUAGGAUGAGAGAGGAGGAACAGGUGGGUAAAGGAGAGAUUUUUACAUUUCCCUUUUCAAAGUAAAUUUUCAGACAGCCAUCACUCUGACGUGGCCCUAAACAGUGACGUGAACUAGACUAGAGGCCAUUCGAUCCCUCCACACACGUAGCUUCUCCAACAGGGGCAAGAGAACUUAGCUGCUUCAGACGCAGCUGAGGCCUACCGUCCUCACUGGUCAGAGGAGCCCACGCACGGGACCUCGGGUGGGCUCCACGGACACGCCUGCCCUCUGCGUUUACACGUUCGACUGCUUCCCAGGGCGAGUGCCCUGCUCUGUGAACGCCCGGAGACCCCCGAGGCCAAGCUGAUGCUGGGCCAAUAGAUGUACGUUUUUCCAAAGCACUGAAGAUCAAAACUGGACACAUCCAGAGGCUUGAUUGGUGGAGAGGGUUUGUUUCGGUGAUUGGUGUGUGUGUAUUUUUGUGUCUUCUUAUGUAGUUCUACAUGAUGUAAACUUCUUUCUGAUGGACAAGACCUCAUAACUGUGAUUAAUAUUAAUAAAGGGCAUACUGUUGUGGACGA
This is a messenger RNA of Miniopterus natalensis, 2651 nucleotides long. The record is from RefSeq and is a predicted model, not a curated record. Lineage: Eukaryota; Metazoa; Chordata; Mammalia; Chiroptera; Miniopteridae.